This is a messenger RNA of Stegostoma tigrinum, 942 nucleotides long. Its product is annotated as exosome complex component RRP40-like. Gene Ontology annotation, cellular component: cytoplasmic exosome (RNase complex); nuclear exosome (RNase complex). Gene Ontology annotation, molecular function: RNA binding. The record is from RefSeq and is a predicted model, not a curated record. Bases 63 to 788 code for a protein of 241 amino acids. Gene Ontology annotation, biological process: CUT catabolic process; poly(A)-dependent snoRNA 3'-end processing; TRAMP-dependent tRNA surveillance pathway. NCBI's taxonomy places the organism in Eukaryota, Metazoa, Chordata, Chondrichthyes, Orectolobiformes, Stegostomatidae. The transcript is spliced from 4 exons.
ACUGACGUUCGACGUAGCGCCGCGACGCAAGGCAGGCCCAGUCACGUCUUCCCCGAGGAGGGAUGGAACGGCCCGCAGCUGGGGCCGUCUCGCAGGUGGUGCUGCCUGGGGAUGUGCUUACCUUCCCUCCCAACUCCGGGGAUAGGGUCUUGUGCGGGCCCGGCCUGAGGCGACAGGGCUGUGGGCAGUUGUCCGGACAUGCUCUGGUGGCCUGCAAGUCCGGCGUGCUCCGGCACAAGGAGCCCUCCGUCUACUGGGUGGAGUCGCAGCAGAAACGGUAUGUGCCAGCUAAAGGAGAAUACGUGAUAGGAAUUGUGACUGUGAAGUCUGGUGAUAUAUUCAAAGUUGAUGUUGGAGGAAGUGAGCAAGCCUCGUUAUCAUAUUUAGCAUUUGAAGGAGCUACCAAGCGAAAUCGACCAAAUGUCCAAGUUGGAGAUCUUGUUUUUGCACAGUUCGUUGUGGCCAAUAAAGAUAUGGAACCGGAACUAGUUUGCAUUGACAGCUGUGGCCGAUCUAAUGGGAUGGGAGUGAUUGGACCAGAUGGAUUAUUAUUUAAAGUUUCCCUGAGUAUUGCACGCAAGCUCCUUUCCCCAAACUGUGAAGUCAUGAAGAAUCUCGGGGAAUUGUAUCCAUUUGAAAUCGUGGUUGGAAUGAAUGGACGGAUAUGGGUAAAAGCCAGAACACUGAAGCAUACUUUAUUAGUAGCUAAUGUAUUGGAGAGCUGUGGGAACAUGACUGCAGAACAAAGGAGACAUGUCUUCAAAAAACUGUCGGAAAAUGUGCCAUAAAUUGAAGACUCACCUGAUUUCAGUAUGAGUGUUUUGAAGUUGACCUGUCCAUUGAAGAAACGUGCAGCACUGGAAGAAAAAUGGUCUGGAUUAUAAAAUGAACAGUUUGCCUCAUGACUUUUUUUUAUAACUAAUAAAUGUUUUGGUUAUUAAA